AUGCUGUGCAAACGGGUCCUGUCCAUCCCCAGGACCGGGAUCGCCGCGUCUUGGGCUUCAGUCGCAGUGCAGACUCGAGGGCAGAGCACCACAGCUUCCUCCUCAACACGAGCGAGCCCCGCACUAUCCGAGAUUCCUCCGCCUCACCCGCACCAUGCUUCCUCCGAGGCCUCCGCUAGGGUCACCGCACUCAAGUCUGCGAAACCGUUCUCAGAGUUCUUAACGGACACCUUCCAUCGACAACAUGAUUACCUCCGAAUCAGCGUCACGGAACGAUGCAACCUGCGUUGCCUGUACUGUAUGCCAGAAGAAGGGAUCGAGCUAUCGCCACCCGCGCGGCUGCUCACUUCCCCGGAGAUUGUCUACCUAUCAUCGCUCUUCGUCUCGCAAGGGGUGACCAAGAUCCGCCUGACGGGUGGAGAGCCCACCGUGCGCAAGGACAUUGUGCCCUUGAUGCAGGACAUCGGCAAGCUACGACGGGAUGGCCUGCGUGAGCUCUGCUUGACUACGAAUGGCAUCUCACUGCACCGCAAGCUCGAUUCCAUGGUGGAAGCCGGGUUGACCGGCGUCAACCUGAGCUUAGACACCUUGGAUCCCUUCCAAUUCCAAAUCAUGACGCGACGCAAGGGCUUCGAUGCCGUGAUGAAGAGUAUCGACCGGAUUUUGGAGAUGAACAAGGCUGGUGCGGGCAUCAAGUUAAAGAUCAACUGCGUGGUGAUGCGCGGGAUGAAUGACCGCGAGAUUGUGCCCUUUGUCGAAAUGGGUCGCGAGAAACCCAUCGAGGUGCGGUUUAUCGAGUACAUGCCAUUCGGCGGGAACAAAUGGAACAAAGGCAAGAUGUUCUCCUACCAGGAGAUGCUCGCCGUGAUUCGGGAAAAGUAUCCGACGUUGGAAAAAGUGCAAGACCACAAGAACGACACAAGCAAGACAUAUCAAGUACCGGGAUUCGAAGGGCGGGUGGGAUUCAUCACGAGUAUGACCCAUAAUUUCUGCGGCACCUGCAACCGCUUGCGGAUUACUAGCGAUGGAAAUUUAAAAGUCUGUCUGUUUGGAAAUGCAGAGGUCUCUCUACGGGACAUCAUCCGGAAAGAGAAUGAUGGACAGCCCAUUGACGAAGCCGCCGCGAAGCAACUUCAACUUCUAGAGACCGUCCAGGCCGCAGCUCGCCUGAGUGAUGCAGGUGAACUGGUCAACGAACGAGAACGCCAGAUUCUCGACAUCAUCGGGAUGGCCGUGAAACGCAAGAAGGCCAAGCACGCCGGAAUGGGCCAGUUGGAGAAUAUGAAGAACCGGCCCAUGAUUCUUAUCGAUAGUAAACCAGCGCUGCCAGGACUAGGAUUCUCGAGUAGAUCCCGGACAACCUCGUCCUCUGCCUGGGCAAAGAUUCCUCCAUAUAUACUUCCCCUUUCGCGUGGCUCCUUGCAAGCCCGCCUCUAUCACACCAAGGAGUCUACCCUCGAUCAUCAACCCUCUUCACAAUCCACCGAGUCAACCCUCCACGAGGAAACCCGCAAAUCCCACGCUCUCCCCACCGCAUCCGACCCGGACCUUCCACACCUCACCCCCUCCCAAACGGUACACAUGACCCAAAUCACCUCCAAACCCGAAACCAAACGUAUCGCCACCGCAGCCUGCACCGUUCACUUCUCCAACGCCCGCCCCUGGGCCCUCCUCCGCAAAGGCCAAGGUACUCACAAAGGCGACGUCUUCAGCGUCGCCCGCAUUGCGGGCAUCAUGGCCGCCAAGAAGACGCCCGACCUCGUUCCACUUUGCCACCCGGGCAUUGGGAUUACGGGCGUGGAAGUGAGCGUGGAGCUGGAGGGGCCUGCCGGGGAGAGUGCGGAUAAUCAUGGUUGUAUGAAGAUUCUGGCGACGGUUAGUUGUUUUGGGAGGACGGGGGUGGAGAUGGAGGCUAUGACUGCUGCGAUGGGUGCUGGGUUGACGGUGUAUGAUAUGUUGAAGGCUGUCGACAAGGGGAUGGUUAUUGGGGAAGUACGGUUGUUGGAGAAGGUUGGGGGGAAGAGUGGGCAUUGGCGGAGGGAAGAGUAG
Messenger RNA from Penicillium brasilianum, 2049 nucleotides. The record is from the annotation of a GenBank genome assembly. Lineage: Eukaryota; Fungi; Ascomycota; Eurotiomycetes; Eurotiales; Aspergillaceae.